Molecule: messenger RNA, 1403 nt
Organism: Alternaria rosae
Lineage: Eukaryota; Fungi; Ascomycota; Dothideomycetes; Pleosporales; Pleosporaceae
Product: Septin-domain-containing protein
Exons: 7
Coding region: 109-1254 (381 amino acids)
Biological process (GO): cytoskeleton-dependent cytokinesis
Cellular component (GO): microtubule cytoskeleton; cell division site; septin ring
Molecular function (GO): GTP binding; GTPase activity; molecular adaptor activity
Source: RefSeq, a predicted model, not a curated record
CCAGACCCCAUAUCGCACGCUGCUCAGCAACCUCAUUGCUGACUUGCUUUUCAUCGGCCACCUCCACGUAUACCCAUACAUACCAGCGGUCAACCACACAUCAGCACAAUGGCCGAAUCCGCGUCCCCCAUUGGCAUUGCCAAUCUGCCCAACCAGAGGCACAAGAUUGUUGCAAAGCGCGGUGCUGCCUUCACCAUAAUGGUUGCUGGCGAGUCUGGUCUCGGAAAGACCACCUUCAUCAACACCCUCUUCUCCACCACCAUCAAGAACUACGCCGACCACAAGCGACGACACCACAAGCAGAUGGACAAGACUGUCGAGAUUGAGAUCACCAAGGCCGAGCUCGAGGAGAAGUUCUUCAAGGUCCGUCUUACCGUUAUCGACACCCCCGGUUUCGGUGACUACGUCAACAACCGCGACUCGUGGCAACCCAUCAUCGAGUUCCUCGACGACCAGCACGAGUCGUACAUGCUUCAGGAGCAACAACCGCGCCGCUCUGAUAAGAUUGAUCUCCGUGUUCACGCCUGCCUGUACUUCAUCCGCCCCACCGGCCACACCCUGAAGCCCCUGGACAUUGAGGUCAUGAAGAAGCUGUGCACACGCGUCAACCUGAUCCCCGUUGUGGCCAAGGCCGACACACUGAGCCCAACAGACCUGGCCAAGUUCAAGGCGAGGGUGCGCCAGGUGAUCGAUGCUCAGGGCAUCAAGAUCUACACUCCCCCUCUCGAGGAUGACGACGCCGCCGCCAUGCAACACGCACGCGGUCUCAUCGAUGCCAUGCCCUUCUCCGUCAUCGGUUCCGAGAAGGACGUCCAGACCAACGACGGCCGUACCGUCAAGGGUCGCCAAUACGCCUGGGGUGUUGCCGAAGUCGAGAACGAGGAGCACUGCGACUUCAAGAAGCUCCGCGCUAUCCUCAUUCGAACCCACAUGCUCGACCUCAUCCACACCACUGAGGAGAACCACUACGAGGCCUACCGCGCUGGCCAGAUGGAGACAAGGAAGUUCGGCGAGGCGCGCCCAAGGAAGCUGGACAACCCCAAGUUCAAGGAGGAGGAAGAGGCACUCCGCAAGCGUUUCACCGAGCAGGUCAAGGUUGAGGAGCAGCGCUUCAGGCAGUGGGAGCAGAAGCUCAUUGCCGAGCGUGACCGCCUCAACAAGGACCUUGAGGCCAGCCACGCGGAGAUCAAGCGUCUUGAGACGGAAGUGGACAGCCUCCAGGGCAGCAUCAACCGCUCUCACGGCCGUCGCUAGACGCACCCUUUGGCGUUGGUGGUGUUGCACGUACAGAGAUGGUGCAGCGAUUCAGCAUGGUCGCACUAAUUCUCCACAUUCUUCCUUCAAGAUUCCCCUUUCUGUUUCCGUAACUUCGGUUCUCAUAUGUCUGUAAUGUCGCGCCGCCG